AUGGGUGUUCAAGGGGUCUCCGACACCAAGGCUGUCAGCACGUCAAUUGACUCGUUGAGAGCUGCAAUUCCCAAGCACUGCUUCCAGAAGUCGACAUCGACUUCAAUGAGCUACAUUGUACGAGACAUUGCUCUUGUCUGCACUGUGUUCUACAUGGGCACACAAAUCCAAUACGCACCCACCUUCGCUUUGAGAUGCGCCCUCUGGGCACUUUACAGUGUCUUCCAGGGAUUCGUGUUUGUCGGCAUCUGGAUUCUGGCUCACGAGUGCGGCCACCAAGCCAUGUUUGAUAACGGCACCGUCAACGACACUUUCGGUCUUAUCAUGCACAGUUUCUUGGGUGUCCCAUACUUCUCUUGGAAAUACAGCCAUGCCAGACAUCACAGAUACACCAACCACAUGGAGAAGGAUACUGCUUUUGUGCCCGCCCAGAAGGAUGGCAACCAUCUCAUGGCUAAGGUCCAGGACAAGGUCAAGCACGUUUUCCACAUGACUGAGGAUGCUCCCAUCGUGAGCUUGAUCUUCCUUAUUGGACAUCAACUGAUCGGAUGGCAAACUUACAUGCUCUGCUAUGCCUCUUCUGGCUACAAGAGUUUGGCACUUUCCAAGGACCCCCGCACUACUUCCAACCUCAGCCACUACUCACCCACAUCUCCAAUUUACCUUCCCUCUCAGCGUCUUGCCAUUCUCGUUUCUGAUCUUGGCCUUCUGGCUGUUGGUUACGGUCUUUACUAUGCCACACAGGUCAUGGGUCUGACCCAGGUGGCCCUGCUAUACGGUCUUCCUUACCUCUGGGUUAACCACUGGCUGGUUGCCAUCACUUACCUUCACCACAACCACGGUGACGCCGAACACUUUGAGCAAGGAACCUGGACUUUCGAGAAGGGCGCUCUGGCCACUGUCGACAGAGACUUUGGUUUCGUCGGCCGUGAGCUGUUCCACGGUAUCAUUGAAUUCCACGUUGUCCACCACCUUUUCCCUCGCAUUCCAUUCUACCACGCUGAGGAGGCUACUGGUGCCAUCCAGCCUAUGCUUGGAAAGAAGUACAUCCGCGACAACACCUCGUUCCUCAAGGCUCUUUGGAAGACCUUCACCAGCCAUCACUACGUUGUAGAGCACGAGACAAAGCCCGGUGUUCUUGUCUGGGCCAAGUAG
This is a messenger RNA of Aureobasidium subglaciale EXF-2481, 1155 nucleotides long. RefSeq lists its product as uncharacterized. The record is from RefSeq and is a predicted model, not a curated record. Gene Ontology annotation, molecular function: oxidoreductase activity, acting on paired donors, with oxidation of a pair of donors resulting in the reduction of molecular oxygen to two molecules of water. Lineage: Eukaryota; Fungi; Ascomycota; Dothideomycetes; Dothideales; Saccotheciaceae. The coding region runs from base 1 to 1155 and encodes 384 amino acids. Gene Ontology annotation, biological process: lipid metabolic process. The transcript has 3 exons.